AUGAUGCUAAAUAAAGAGGUCCAAAAUGUCACAAAAACCAGCCCACCAAUCAUUUCUCCACCAAAAGAAACUCUUCUCCUGCUUUGGAACUGGCCAUGGGGGGCCCGUUUUCCAUUAGAUAAGUGUGAGACAGAGUAUAGUAUUAAGGGGUGUAAGCUAUCUGCAGAUAGAGGUUUGUAUAGUGCGGCUGAUGCAGUCAUCAUCCACCAUGCAGAUGUUAUGGGCAAUAGAAACGCAUUGCCCCAACAGCCAAGAAAUCCUUAUCAACGUUGGAUAUGGCUCAACUUGGAGCCACCACUAAUUAUCUCAAACCUGGACAUGCUGGAUAAUUUGUUCAACUUGACAAUGACGUUCCGUCGCGAUUCAGAUAUUUAUAAUCCAUACGGCCAUAUUGAAUCAUUAGAAGAACCUCAAAACUUCACUAUUCCAGCAAAGUCUAAGUUGGUAUCUUGGGUGGUGAGCAAAUGGUACCCUGGUAUACGCCGUAUUGCUUAUUAUGAAGAGCUGAAAAAGCACAUAUCUGUUGAUAUUUAUGGGGCCAGACAUAUGAAACUGAGCAGAGAGAAGUUACAUUCAACGAUUUCUCAGUACAAAUUCUACUUGGCAUUCGAGAAUUCUGUCUAUCCAGAUUAUAUUACGGAAAAACUAUGGAUUAACGCUCUGGGUUCAUGGACAGUUCCAGUUGUACUGGGUGCCUCUCGUGAAAACUAUGAAAAGUAUAUACCCGGAGAUGCCUUCAUACAUGUUGAUGAUUUUCCAACUGCAAAGGAACUAGCUGCCUACCUUCUUGAAUUAGAAAAGGAUGAUGAGAAAUAUAGAAAGUAUUUCCACUGGAGAUCCCGACAUAGGGUGAGCCCUUGGAAGGGAUGGCCAUAUUCUUACUGUAAAGCUUGUGAGACAAUACAACAGGGUCCAAGAUAUCAAGUCAUUCGUAGUGUGGCAAAGUGGUUUCUGUAAGAUGUGCAACACUGCCUUAUAGCCAAUGCAGGACCUAGUGGGACAAGACAUGACAUAGAGAUUUAAAGAACAUCAUAGAUACCAUUCCUGUAGUAGUUUUGAGGUGGGGCCACUGAUGUAAAUGCUGCUUAAUAGUACCAGAAAUAUGGAUGAUUUCAAGUUCUAUUUAACAGCAUAUAUUGUACGACAAAAUUAUGGCAAGUCAAACAUUAAGAGGAUUCAACCAGGACAAUCAAUGAAUGUUAUACAGUACAUAUAUUGAGUGUCUGAUCAGUAUCUCCUGUGGUUAUGCUCUGCAUUUCCAAAGGUUGCAUGGUUGGCCAUUGACUAAAGUUUACUUCUCUAUGGCUCUGACCUCAUUUGUUGUCACCAGAAAACGACACAAUACACAUCA
Messenger RNA from Bufo gargarizans (Asiatic toad), 1351 nucleotides. RefSeq names its product 3-galactosyl-N-acetylglucosaminide 4-alpha-L-fucosyltransferase FUT3-like. The transcript has a single exon. Gene Ontology annotation, cellular component: membrane. Bases 1 to 957 code for a protein of 318 amino acids. Lineage: Eukaryota; Metazoa; Chordata; Amphibia; Anura; Bufonidae. Gene Ontology annotation, molecular function: alpha-(1->3)-fucosyltransferase activity. The record is from RefSeq and is a predicted model, not a curated record.